This is a messenger RNA of Cuscuta campestris, 1691 nucleotides long. The record is from the annotation of a GenBank genome assembly. NCBI's taxonomy places the organism in Eukaryota, Viridiplantae, Streptophyta, Magnoliopsida, Solanales, Convolvulaceae.
UUGAUAAAUGUUUGUAUUUUUUGCUCCAAUCUUAGGAUAUUGAUGUAAACAUACAUCAAUGUUGAAGUACGAAUUAAAAAAUAUGAAAAUUCUAAAAGCAUCCAUGCCAUUUAAAGAAUAUCAAACAAUAUCUAUGUAAAAUUCUAAACUUUUGUAAGGGAUAGUAUUGAGGCAUUUUUUUUAUAUUUUGAACUCUUUUGGGAUUGUUCCAAUUUCCCCUAAUGCGAGUUUCAUCGUCAUGUCCACCGCUGUCUCCAGAAAUCUAAUAACAAUCCUCCGCCGUCGAGGUGGCGACUCAGCCGUACUCUUAAAGUGCUCUCCUCACUCCACGCGCUCUUCUCCAUUUCCGACCGCCGCGGCUACUUUCUCCACUGUCACCCAAAAUCAGCCUCUCGAGAAUGAUAAGCGGUCUUCAUGGUCCAAUGUGUUCCUUUUCAUACCCGGAGCUAUUGCAUUUGGCCUUGGCACUUGGCAGAUCUUUCGAAGACAAGACAAGGUUGAAAUGCUGGAGUACAGGAAAAAUAGGCUGGGAAUGGACCCUUUACAAUGCAAUGAGGUUGCACUUUCGAGUGAAGAUUUGAAUUGUCUAGAAUUCAGGAAGGUGCUAUGUAGAGGGGUUUUUGAUGAGAUGAAGUCGGUUUAUGUGGGGCCUCGUUCCAGAAGCAUUUCAGGGGUGACAGAAAAUGGCUACUAUGUUAUUACUCCUCUCCAGCCAGUCUCUGAUGACCCAAAUGAGAGCACCCGGUCACCGAUUCUCGUCAAUAGAGGAUGGGUCCCACGCAGAUGGAGAGACAAGUACCUGGAAAUGUCAAAAGAUGAGAUGCAACCACUAAGUGCAGUGGCACCCUCUGUUCCAGAACCUGAAAAAGAUUCCUGGUGGAGAAUUUGGUCAAAGAAACCCAAGUAUUCCGAGGGAAAAGCUAAAUACGUAGCUGCCCCUGUAGAAGUCGUUGGUGUUAUAAGAGGAAGUGAAAAGCCUAGCAUAUUUGUUCCAGAAAACGAUCCGAAUUCCAAUCAGUGGUUUUAUGUUGACACUCCUGCAAUUGCUCGUGCUUGUGGGCUUCCAGAAAACACUCUCUACAUUGAAGUCAUCAAUGAUAAUGUUGAUCCCAGCAAUCCAUACCCUGUUCCAAAGGAUUUUAAUACAUUACUUCGCAGUUCCGUAAUGCCUCAAGACCAUCUUAACUACACACUGACAUGGUAUUCCUUGUCAGCUGCUGUGACAUUCAUGGCUUUCAAAAGACUAAAGCCGAAGAAAGGGAAAAUAUUGUAAUUCCUAAGCAGACACUUAUAUGCUUUUGUAUUGAGAGCCGUCAAGUAAGCAUCAACAUUCAUGUUUUUUGAAAACGAACAUCGAUGUUCAUGAUUCACACAAGUAUUACUUUGUAUAUUUCAAAGAACAAAGAUUUUUGUGGGAGCAGCCAGAUCAAGAUAUCAGUACUUUGAAUAACCAGUAUUGCUUGCAAUGAGUUGCUGUGGCUAACCAACUUGUGAACUGCAUGUCUGCAUUGGUGACAAACCCAUCUGAACGUGCCAACUUUGAUGGGUAACUAUGUUUUAGAUUGCAAAUUGCAUGCUUUUUACCUAUUACUCUGUUUUUAAUGAGACAAGUGCUUGUCUUAAACUUCAUGCGGCUUGUGAAGUUAGUCAUUAGAGGUGUUUUUGAGUUGAGGAUGAAUUCUUACUACCUU